Messenger RNA from Helianthus annuus (common sunflower), 2592 nucleotides. Its product is annotated as RNA demethylase ALKBH10B. Gene Ontology annotation, molecular function: demethylase activity; mRNA binding. Gene Ontology annotation, biological process: mRNA catabolic process. NCBI's taxonomy places the organism in Eukaryota, Viridiplantae, Streptophyta, Magnoliopsida, Asterales, Asteraceae. The transcript has 8 exons. The record is from RefSeq and is a predicted model, not a curated record. The coding region runs from base 556 to 2388 and encodes 610 amino acids.
CCACCAAACACAACACCCUCCACACCACACACAGUCACACACACACACACACUCCCUCACUGUAUGUACGUAUCUAUAUAUCAUAAACACAUUUCACAUAUGCGCGUGUUCAAUAAGCCAUAUACACACACACAUUUUCUUCUUCUACGCCCUAAACACGUUCUUCACAACCCUAAUUUCACACGCCAUUUUCACAAUUCUUCCUUUUCUAGAUCUGAAACAACACACAGGUAACCUCUAUUCAUCACCACACACUUUCAUACAAUCGAUUCUCCCUUCUAUUUCACAUUUCACAUUGCACAAUUUCAUUCAAUUUUGCCUAUUUUCAUCCGAUCUGAUCGCAAAUGUUGGUUAUACAGCUCUAGCUCAUCGUUACUCGAAGAUUCGCUAGGUUUUUUAGCUCUUUAGUUUCAUAAUUCUGUUAGAAUUCCGUUAGAUUCUGUUAGAUCUGGAAAUGAGCCAGUAAUCUGUGUUGUUUUAAUAGAAAUUGAGUUAUAUAUAGACAUAUUCUGAUAGAUAUAUAUUUUAUAGAUUAUAUUAGAUUUACUGCUUUAAAUGUAUAUGGCAAUGCCAACGGGAAACGUGGUUGUUCCGGAUAAAGUGCAGUAUCCUGGCGGUGCUGCGGUGGUGCCGACCGCUGGAGCUGCAGGCGGUGGGAUCGGGUGGUAUCCGGAUGAACGAGAUGGAUUUAUAUCGUGGUUGAGAGGUGAAUUUGCGGCCGCGAAUGCGAUUAUUGAUUCGUUGUGUCAUCAUUUGAAGACUGUGGGUGAACAGGGGGAGUAUGAUGGGGUGAUAGGGUCUAUACAGCAGAGGAGGUGUAAUUGGAACCCUGUGCUUCAUAUGCAGCAGUAUUUUUCAGUGGCUGAGGUGUUGAACGCGUUGCAACAAGUGACGUGGAAGCGGCAACAGCAACAGCAGCAGCAGCAGAGUUAUCGUGGUGGUGGUUUUUAUGAUCCGGUGAAGGUUGUGGGAUCGGGAAAGGAUUAUAAGAGAGGUGGUGGGGUUGGGUAUAGGCAGGGGCAGGGACACAGGGGUGAAUUUGCUGUGAAAGAUGGGCAUAAUGCUACUGCAGAGUUCAAGAUUCCACCAAAAGUUGCGCACGGGUCUACUGGCAAUUUAGUGGGGAUUGAAGUUUCCAAAUCUGAUGACAAAGAUGUUAAGCUUGCCAAGUUAAGUGAUGGUCUAGGCACAAAACCUCAAAUAGAUAACGAGGGAAAGGAGGUGGAUGAUAAUGCUAACUCAAAAGGGUUUACUAAUGCACAUUCAGAGAACGAUUCAUCUUCGUUGCAUACAUCACAGCAGAAGCCAGAUGUUUUGGCUAUUGCAAAAACUUUUGUUGGCACUGAGAUAUUAGAUGGCAAAACGGUUAAUGUGGUUGAUGGAAUGAAGUUGUAUGACGAGUUAUUUGAUGAUUCUGGAGUUAGAAAAAUGGUUAGCUUGGUAAAUGAUUUACGGGCUGCAGGAAGACGGGGACAAUUUCAAGGAAAUACAUUUACUGUCUCUAAAAGACCGAUGAAAGGUCAUGGAAGAGAGUUGAUUCAGUUUGGCUUGCCUAUUGUGGACGCACCGUUUGAUGAUGAAGCCAUCAGUGGAACCUCUAAAGAUCGGAAAAUCGAACCCAUUCCAAGCUUAUUUCAAGAAUUCAUCGAAAGACUAAUCUCCAUGGAAAUUCUGAAAGUGAAACCAGAUUCGUGCAUUAUUGAUAUCUAUAAUGAGGGUGACCAUUGCCUGCCCCAUAUGUGGCCCGGUUGGUUUGGACGGCCCGUUUGUGUUUUGUUCCUGACCGAGUGUGACAUCACCUUUGGUAAAGUAAUAAGCUCCGAACAUGCUGGGGAUUACAGAGGUUCUCUUAAGCUUUCUCUCACUUCCGGAUCGAUGCUUGUGAUGGAAGGAAAAUCCGCUGAUUAUGCUAAACAUGCGCUUCCAUCUAUCCGGAAACAACGAAUCCUUGUAACCUUAACCAAGUCACAACCAAAGAGAGCCACACCGGCUCCACUAGUACCUCCGGCCCACUGGACCCCACCGCCUAUUAGGUCCCCGAAUCCAGUGGGGCCCAAACACUAUGUGCCGGUUCCAACGCCUGGGCUUCUGCCGCCUCCAAAUGGAGUCCAACCCAUAUUUGUUCCGGCGGCAGUUGCACCACCCAUGGCUUUUCCAGCAGCACCACCCAUAGGUGGAGGAGCAUGGGCGGCAGCUCCGCCUCUGAGGCAGCAUGCUCCACCUGGCACCGGAGUUUUCCUUCCUCCAGGAAGCAAUAAUGGGGUUGCAAAGCAUGAUGAUGAGGAUGCGAUAUCCCCGAAAGAGAAAGAGAAAGAGAAAGUGGAAGAUUGCAAAGGUGGUUUGGAUGAAAGUGAUGGUAAAACCGUUGUGGUUGAAACAGAAGGAUGAUGAAACCGCCAGCAGAGGAUCAGUUUAGAGAGAGAAAGAGGAAUUCGUUGUGAGCCAGAAAACUUCAACCGGGUUGAAGCAAAAUGUAAAAAGCGGGAAGAGUGAAAUCCUUCGGUUUUUUUGUCGUCUUGCUGCAAGAACAUGAACACAAACUCUAAAUUUAGCUCAAUUUACACAUUAGUUAUGCAUUUCAAGUUUGUCCCA